Messenger RNA from Psammomys obesus (fat sand rat), 4584 nucleotides. RefSeq names its product kielin cysteine rich BMP regulator (gene Kcp). Gene Ontology annotation, molecular function: protein binding. The record is from RefSeq and is a predicted model, not a curated record. Lineage: Eukaryota; Metazoa; Chordata; Mammalia; Rodentia; Muridae.
GCAUGGCGGGGGCCAGGGCGCCGCUGCUCCCGCUGCUCCCGCUGCUCCCGCUGCUCCCGCUGCUGCUGCCGCUCGGGAUCCUGGCGCUGGCCGGGCGCGGCGGAGAGGUCUCCGGAGCGCGCCCUAGGCUGGCUGGCACUCUUGACUAUGGGCAGCGAGCAUCGUCCCACUCCCUGGUCCCUGCUGAGACCCUGGAGGAGAGGCUGGAGCAGCUGGAGGCCGAGGUGACUGACCUCAGAAAGCAGAACAGGGACUUGCGAGCCAGGGUGCUGCAGCUGGAGUCCUGUGAGUGCCAGGGGCCGGGUCGCUCCUGUCCCGAAGGAGCUCGCUGGGAGCCGGAUGCUUGCCUGGCCUGCGUGUGCCGUGACGGGGCCUCACACUGCAGCCCCCGGCCCGACCUGCCCCACUGCCGAGGCUGCAGCCACCAUGGCCAGUCUUACGGUCCCGGGGAGACCUUCUCCCCAGAUGCCUGCACCACCUGCCGCUGUCUGGAGGGAACUGUGCAGUGCCGGGGGCCUUCAUGCCCUGAGCUCAACUGUCUGGACAGCUUCACCCCACCUGGAGAAUGCUGCCCCAUCUGCCGGCCAGGCUGUGAGUAUGAAGGACAGCUGUACGAGGAAGGGGCCAGCUUCCUGUCCAGCUCCAACCCAUGCCUCCAGUGCUCCUGUCUGAGGAGCCUGGUCCGGUGUGUGCCUGUGAGCUGCCCGCCAAGCCCCUGCCCCGAGCCAGUCCGGAGGCCUGGGCACUGCUGCCCAGCCUGCCACGCCUCAGGCUGCACAGAAGGUAACUCUCACAGGGACCAUGGCCAAGAGUGGACCGCUCCUGGAGACCCCUGCCGAAUCUGCCAGUGCCUGGAGGGCCACAUCCAGUGCCGCCAGCGGGAGUGUGCCAGCCUGUGUCCGUAUCCUGCCAGGCCCCUUCCUGGCACCUGCUGCCCGGUGUGUGACGGCUGCUUCCUAAAUGGGCGGGAGCACAGCAGCGGGGAGCCUGUGGGGUCCCAGGACCCCUGUUCCCGCUGCCACUGCGCUAACGGGAGCAUCCAGUGUGAGCCUCUGCCCUGCCCACCCGCACCCUGCAGAUCCCCGGGCAGGAUUCCCGGGCAGUGCUGCCCCGCCUGUGAUGGCUGUAACUACCAGGGACACGAAUAUCGGAGCCAGGAGAGCUUCACCCUCCAAGAGAGCGGCCGCUGCCUUCGGUGCCUCUGCCAGGCCGGAGAAGUAUCCUGUGAGGAGCAGGCCUGCCCGGUGGCCCCCUGUGCCCGCCCUGCGUCUGGCCCCCAGCUCUGCCCAGCCUGCGUGCUCAAUGGUGAGGAGUUCGAGGAGGGCGCCCAGUGGGAGCCAGAUGGACAGCCCUGUACUGCCUGCUCCUGCCGCCAUGGGGUGCCUGAGUGCGGGCCCGUGCCCUGCCCGCCGGCGCCCUGCCAGCACCCCACCCAGCCGCCUGGUGCCUGCUGUCCCAGCUGCCAGGGCUGUGCCUACCGAGGCCUGGUGUAUGCCAACGGGCAGAACUUCACAGAUGUGGACAGCCCUUGUCACGCCUGCCGCUGCGAGGGCGGGACUGUGAGGUGUUCGCUGGUCAACUGUCCUUCCACAACCUGUGCCACGCCCCAGAAGGGACCAGGCCAGUGCUGCCCCAGGUGCCCAGACUGAGUCGUGGAGACUCUGGUGUUUGUGGAUGGGGAGCGCUUCCCUCACCCGAGAGACCCGUGCCAGGAGUGCCGGUGCCAGGAAGGCCAAGCUCGCUGCCAGCCUCGAGCCUGCCCCAGCGCCCGCUGUGGGCACCCCCUGUCCAGCACCUGCUGCAGGGCCGACUGCACAGGCUGCGCCUUUGGAGGGAAGGAGUACCCCAACGGAGCGGACUUCCCGCACCCCACCGACCCGUGCCGCUGGUGUCGCUGCCUGGUGAGUGGGGGGGGAGGGCCUCCUCGUGCCAGCCCCGCGGCUCCAUCUGUCCGUCCCCCGCAGGGCGGCACCGUCCAGUGCCUGGCUCGCCGCUGCCCGCCGCUGCCCUGUGCCGAGCCGGCCCUGCCUCCGGGAGAGUGCUGCCCGCAGUGCCCAGAUGCCCCUGCUGACUGCCCGCGGCCGGGGGACACGGCCCCCGACGACCCCUGCAGCCGCUGCCUCUGCCUGGACGGCGCCGUGGCCUGCCAGCGACUGCCGUGCCCCCCCGCGCCCUGCGCGCACCCGCGCCGCCGCUGCUGCCCCUCCUGCGACGGCUGCCUGUACCAGGGGACGGAGUUUGCCAGCGGGGAGCGCUUCCCGGCCCCCAGCGCCACGUGCCACGUGUGCCUCUGCUGGGAGGGCAGCGUUAGCUGCGAGCCCAAGGCGUGUGCCCCCGCGCAUUGCCCCUUUCCCGCCAAGGAAGACUGCUGCCCUGCCUGUGAUGGCUGUGAGUAUCUGGGGGUGUCCUACCUGAGCAGCCAGGAGUUCCCCGACCCCCGGGAACCCUGCAGCCUGUGCACCUGCCUUGGAGGCUUCGUGACUUGCACCCGCCGGCCCUGUGAGCCUCCAGGAUGCAGCCACCCGGUCACUGUGCCCGGGCACUGCUGCCCGACCUGCCAGGGGUGCCUGUACCACGGGGUGGCUUUGGCCCUCGGAGAGAGCCUUCCUGACCCUCUUGACCCCGCCUGCUCUGUCUGCACUUGUGAGGAAGGCUCCAUGCGCUGUGGAAAGAAGCCGUGUCCUCCGGCUCUCUGCACAUGGCCCUCCCCAGGCCCCUGCCUCUGCCCUGUCUGUCGCGGCUGCCUCUUCCAAGGCCGGGAGCACCCGGAUGGGGAGGAGUUUGAGGGACCCGAGGGCAGCUGCCAGCGCUGCCGCUGCUGGGCUGGCCACGUGAGCUGCGCCAGGCUUCAGUGCCCGCCUCUGCCCUGCUUGCUUCAGGCCACCGAGCCAGGGACCUGCUGUCCUCGGUGCACAGGCUGUGAGCACGAGGGCAGGAAGUACGAGCCUGGGGAGAGCUUCCAGCCGGGGGCAGAGCCCUGCGAAGUGUGCCUCUGCGAGCUGCAGCCCGAGGGGACCCCCAGCCUUCGCUGCCGCCGGCGGCAGUGCCCCAGUCUGCUGGGCUGCCCGCCAGGCCAGCUUGUCCCGGCCGGCCCCGGGCACUGCUGCCCCACCUGCGUGGAGGCUCUGAGGAACUGCACGGAGGACCUGCGGGGGUCUGAGCUGCUGCCAGGGGACCCCUGCUACACCUGCCGGUGUCAGGACCUGACAUGGCUCUGCACGCACCGGGCCUGUCCUGAGCUCAGCUGUCCCCUGUGGGAGCGACACACAGCCCCUGGCAGCUGCUGCCCCGUGUGUAAGGGCUCCGAGCAGUGGUGCGCGCACCAGCGCCGCCGCGUGGCCUCCGGGGAGCGCUGGGCCGUGGACGCCUGCACCCGCUGCUCCUGCGCGGCGGGGGCGGUGCGCUGCGAGAGCCGGCGCUGCGGGGAGCUCGCGUGCGGCCCGGACGAGGCCCCCGCGCUGAGCCCCGGCCGCUGCUGCCCCCGCUGCGUGCCCCGGCCGGCCUCCUGCCUGGCCUUCGGAGGCUCCCACUACCGCACCUUCGACGGCCGCCUGCUGCACUUCCGGGGCGGCUGCAGCUACGUGCUGGCGCGGGACUGCGGGGGCCAGGACUUCAGUGUGCACGUGACCAACGACGCCCGCGGCCGCAGCGGCGUGGCCCGGACCCAGGAGGUGGCGGUGCUGCUGGGCAGCCUGGCCGUGCGGCUGCUGCCGGGCCCGGCGGUCACGGUGGACGGGCUCGCCGUGGCCCUGCCCUUCCUCCGGGAGCCGCUGCUCUACGUCGAGCGCCGAGGCCGCACGGUGACCCUGCACGCCCAGCCUGGCCUCCAGGUGCUGUGGGACGGGCAGGCCCAGGUGGAGGUGCGGGUCCCCGGCUCCUACCGCGGCCGCGCCUGCGGGCUGUGUGGGAACUUCAACGGCCUGGCCCAGGACGACCUGCAGGGCCCCGACGGGAGGCCCCGGCGCUCGGAGGCCGCCUUCGGGAACAGCUGGAAGGUCCCCGAGGGCCCGGGGCCCGGGCGGCCUUGCCCGGCGGGCCGGGAGGUGGACCCGUGCCGGGCCGCCGGCUACCGCGCCCGGCGCGAGGCCAACGCGCGCUGCGGGGCGCUCAAGGGCCCGCCGUUCCGUCGCUGCCACGCCGUGCUGCCGCCGGAGCCCUUCUUCGCCGCCUGCGGCCCGGGGCCCGCGGCCGGCGCCUGCCUGGGCGCCGCCCUGGGCGCCUACGCCGGCCUGUGCCGCCAGGCGGGCGCCGCCCCCGAGGGGAGGACCCCGGCGCCCUGCGUGCCGGGCUGCCCCGCGGACCGCGGCUUCGUGUUCGCCGAGUGUGGACCGCCCUGUCCCCUAACCUGCUUCAACCGGCACCUGGCCCCGGGGGAGCUGGCGGCCCAGUGCGCGAGGCCCUGCGUGCCCGGCUGCCAGUGCCCCGCGGGCCUGCUGGAGCACGAGGGCCACUGCGUCCCGCCGGAGGCCUGCCCGCCCGUCCUGCUGGCCGGAGACUAGCCGCCGCCCCAGGAGCCACGCCCGGGGCCCGGGGAGCGGGGCCGGCCUCCCCGCCGCGCGGGAAUAAACGCCACUUUGCCCGCCA